CACUUGGAUUGCUGGAGUUUUAGGUUAACUAGUGAGCGGCAAACGCAGUAAGACGGUAAGACCGGUCGAGUGCGCGGUGCGUCCAAAGUGCCAUUGACCAGCUGUGAACAGUCUGACGAUCCUUCCGUCAAAGACACCGCGCACCGACGAAGAAACGAAAGGUCGACUAAUUAAAUUACGAUAAGCGAUCAUGGCAACGCCCACCUGUGAUAAGAAAGCGAGAGUGAUCGUUUUAGGAGGGUGCGGUUUCAUCGGCCGCAAUCUCGUAGAGUAUCUACUGGAUAAUGAUCUGGUAUCUUACUUGCGAGUUGUGGACAAAGUACCACCGCAGACUGCGUGGCUCAAUGCGGAGCACCAGCGGGUGUUCGAACAUCCUUUGCUUGAAUUUAAGAGCGCUAACUUGAUUAACAUAGUGUCCUGCCAAAACGCGUUUUCCUGUGACGAGCCUAUCGAUUAUGUGUUCAAUUGUGCUGGAGAGACAAAGAGUGGUCUCACAGAUCCGGUAUAUAAAGAAGGUAUUUACAAAUUGAGUCUGAACUGCGCCCAGCAAGCUGCAAAGAUUAGAGCUUUGCAUUAUGUGGAGAUAUCUUCCGGCAACCUUAAUGCUUCAGAAAAGACUCCUCACAAGGAAGAUGAUGCCGAAGAACCAUGGACAUUUGUUGCAAAAUACAAGUUACAAGUAGAACACGAAUUAAAGAAUAUACCAGAUUUGAAAUAUACCAUUCUCAGACCGGCUAUUGUAUAUGGUUGCGGUGACAGAAAUGGCUUAGCACCAAGACUAGUAGUGGGUGCAGUUUAUAAGCAUUUAGGAGAGAUGAUGAAAUUGCUCUGGGGACCGCAUCUUCAUAUGAAUACGGUUCAUGUGAGGGAUGUUGCCAGAGCUAUGUGGCACGUAGCUAACAGACCAGAAACAAUAGGCCAGACGUAUAAUCUCGUGGAUGAGGGAGAUUCUACUCAGGGUUCUAUCAGUGCCAUAGUCUCGGAACUAUUUAAUAUCAAUCAUGAUUACUGGGGCACUGCGCUAUCUACACUGGCUAAAACUGAUAUGAGCUCUGUUGUCGAGGAGGUAAAUGACAAACACAUGGCCCCUUGGGCAGAAGCAUGUCGCAAAGAUGGAGUGGAGAACAGUCCUCUGUCCCCAUAUAUAGAUCAAGAACUUCUAUAUAAUAAGCACUUGUAUUUACAAUCCGGAAAGUUAUGGAACACCACGGGAUUCACGUACCUGUACCCUAAAUUAACGAAAGAUGCUCUUACAGAGGUACUUAAUGAUUAUGUAAGCAUGAGGAUUUUUCCAUAUUCUUUGGUUCUGUGAACUUAGCAAUACCGACUGCCGAAUUCGAAUAUCGAUUCUCUUUUACACGAAGAUACAAAUCGGAUACGGUACGACGCCGAGCGCCGUUUUCACCUUGUGCCUAGAAGGGUUCUAUAUUAGUUAUAUAUAUUCUAUUAUACACGUUAUAUACAUCUUUACUUGACGUUUUACACGCCAGUAAAUAUUGCUGAAUGAGAUUUUAGAAAAAUGCAUAUAUAUGAAAUUUGGAUAUUUCGUAGACGGCCUAUUGCCAAUGUGAUAAAGUAGCAAUUAACGUACUUAAUUUUAACAUAGUUCUGCAAGUACAGAACAUUUUCGCACCUUAAAAAUGACUAGUCAAACAGUGACGUUUAAGAAUGAUUCAGAACAAAUUCUUAUACACGAAGAUAAAUAUGUGUAUAAGAAUACUUAAACUUUAAGACGUGGUCUAUGAAUCAAUUUCGAUGAAUGUUUUAGAAGAUCAUUGGUCAAAAAGAAUGCUUUUUAUACACCAUUUUUUCAAGACUGUGGACUGCGUACCAAUAAAGUUGUUGAAAACCUAUAUAUACACACACAUACACAUUACUAGAUGCAUAACAAGAGUUUUUUUUAAUAUUUGCUACAUUCCAAGAUGUAUAUCUUCCACACAAAGCUGUGAAUCAAGUCUUUCUAUUGAAUAACUGUUACACACAUAAUUUUAUUAUCGACAAUUUUUGAGUAUGUGCGACCUAAAGAAUUGUAUUAAAUUAAGUACAAACACCGUUAGAUGUGCGUUCAGAAGAUAUUCAUACAAAAGAUAUUCCUACAGAAGAUAUUCCUUAUUGAUAUAUGAAUGAUAAAUUCAUAUUGGUAGAUUUAUAUAUGAACUGUGCGCGCGUUUACACAUAUAUAAAACAUUUAAUAUAAAAUAAAAAAAAAAUUAUAUUCUAUUUGGCCUUAAAUGCCUCAUAUAAUAAAGAUAUUAGUAAGUAUAUUACACUGUCGAUAUUUUGUUGUUACGCCAAUAUUGCUACAAGUUCUUUGAUAAUAAAGUUGCUCCAUUUACGAAAUCGUAUUGACUCAUUGUACCCUGUAUCGAAUAUUCUUCGUGCUACAGAAGGAAUAUACUUUUUUUACACUAAAUGUGCAUUUGUACAUUGUCUUAAUUUUAUUGAAUCAGUGGUUACAACAAGACGACAUGUUCAAGAAGGAUCAACAGUAUUAUUAAAUAUUUAGUGUAUUUAGUCUUAAUACUUCAAACAAUAAGAUUAUAAUUUCAUAUAGUUCAUUAUACGUAAUAUAUUAAAAUAUAUAUUUUAAUGUUCUUCGCAGAUAAUAUAAUAUGUAUAUAUACAAUCGCAGGUAAAAGUAUGUACAAAGUAACUGCACCCUAAAGGAUAAUUGUCGCACACAUCGAGAUAAUAGAUCUAAAUCGGAAAGAAGGGCGAAAUGAGGGCUUGCGGAAAAUAAAUUAAUAGUCUUCUUAAUAUAUAAUUAAUAUAUAAUUAUAAUUAACGAUAAUAAUAUAAAUGAAUAAAAUUACUGGAUUCUCUUCUUCUGUAUAUAUUAGAUGUAAAAUAAAGUGUAAUGUCUUGGCUAUUUAUAUAUACAUAUACCGUGUGUGCUGUUACACACGCAAUAUAUAUGUAUACAUAAUAAUGUGUGUGUGUGUGUGUGUGUGUGUGUGUGUGUAAUAUAUUGUAUACACGCACAUGCGUAUAUAUCCACCGGGCGUGAAAAUAUAAUCUUUGAGGUAAACUGCAUUUAAAAAAAAUUGUAAACAAUAGUCUAAAUAGGUACCGAAGUUAAGUUAAAAUUAAGUAAUGUAAAUCACUCUGUACAGAGUGAUAAUUACGGAGGUAUAUUCGUUCGACUAGAGCCGCCGUACAAUACAAUCAAUACUUGCUACUAUAUAUUUAACACUACAGUCUGUUAAAUUAUAUCGAACUCCGUAUGAAAGGAAUGUGUAUGUUUAUGUUUGUGUAUAUAUUAUCAUAUAUGGAGUGACCAAGUAGUCUUGCACAGAUUUCAUAUAAGUCCCGAUUUAAAAGACAAUAAAACAUUCUUCUCUUUGGCUGCCGCAUUAUAGGUAUUUCUAAAUUAAGAUUAUAAGAUAGUGAAAAUAAUGCGCAAGAGUUAACUGUUAAGAGAUUCAUGAUGACACGAUGAUAUCGUGUUUCUAGUUUGUUCGGUAAAUUAUGAUAAUUAAUGAUCAAUGAAUGCGCGCAAUAUUUGUUACGGUGAUAGAUAGAUUAUGAUCUAUAAUAUGAUAUCAUUUAUUUCCAAAGUUCGCGUUUGCGGUAAUGCGAAGGACGCGCUAGACGCGAGACGAUGCUUAUUGCUUUUGUAUGUACUAUAAGGUAAUGUUAUCUUCGUGGAUUUUGUACAUACAGAAUGCUUCACGUAAAAUCCUGCAGGCUGUCCUCCUUGCAAAAGAAGAAUUGUCUGCAGUCGCUUCGCGUAAAACACUUUGACUUCCUCUCCUGAACGGCGACUCUAUAGUCAUUUGUUCACGACAUAAAACUUAUCACAUCCACGAAAUUGUUUCAAGAGCACUAUGGUAUGCGUGUACGGAGUGUUUUGUCGUUUCAAUUAAAUUACUGAUUGCUGUUGGCGAUUCAUUCGUCGCUGCGGCUACCUCUUUCUCUUUUUGUAAUACGAUACUCAAUUACUGAUAGUGCGGAUAUGGAGUCGGG
Molecule: messenger RNA, 3966 nt
Organism: Acromyrmex echinatior (Panamanian leafcutter ant)
Lineage: Eukaryota; Metazoa; Arthropoda; Insecta; Hymenoptera; Formicidae
Source: RefSeq, a predicted model, not a curated record